UUUCACUUACCAAAGGGUUAAUUGUCACAUGUGCCUCUUGCGGUGGGUAGGGAUGAGCUGCAGCAUUUGUUCAUCUUUGUUCAUCGGACUGUGCAUCAGCGCAUCCUGCGGUUUGAGGAACGGGCCUCAGCUGGGUGAAGAGAGCGUGAGGCAGCGCAGGGGUAACCCUCCUUUCAGGAAUACACCGCUGCCUCCUGAGGAGGGGGUGAAGGGGGUGCAGCAGAGCAGGCUGCAAGUGGUGGACUGUAGGUGUGUGCAUGGCAUCUCUUCUAGCUGUGGCUCUCAGCAUGGGGACCCUCUUCAGUGUGGUCCAGCGGCGCUGUAAGCGGAGGAGGAAGAAACGAUCGGAGCGGAAAGACAGAAGCAGUCUCCGCCAGCCAAGAAACGAGCAAAAAUCUUUCACAAUGGAUGUAGACGAUGAAGAAAACAUGAGUUCGAGCAGCACCGAUGUUAAAGAAAACCGCAACGUGGACAACGUUCCCCCCAAGGACGGCGGUGGGCAAGGCGCCGGGGAGGGGGCGCAGCUCUCCAAUGGUGGUGGCAGCAGCAGCAGAAAGCGUCCUUUGGAGGAGGGCAACAAUGGCCACUCCAAAUUUCGCCCGAAGAAGAGGAAGAAAACGCCCGGCCCUGUUCUGCCAAAGAAUGCCCUGAUGCAACUUAAUGAGAUUAAACCCGGUUUACAGUACAAACUCCUGUCCCAGACGGGGCCGGUCCAUGCCCCCAUGUUCGUGAUGGCAGUUGAAGUCAAUGGGCAGGUAUUUGAGGGGUCUGGCCCGACGAAAAAGAAAGCCAAGCUUCACGCUGCUGAGAAGGCUCUGCGGUCUUUUGUCCAGUUUCCAAAUGCCUCGGAAGCCCACCUGGCAAUGGGGAGGACUCUGUCGGUCAACACAGACUUCACUUCCGACCAAGCGGACUUCCCCGACACCCUUUUCAAUGGGUUUGAAACGCCAGUUCCUUCCGAUACUUCCUUUUACCUAGGGUCCAACGGGGACGGGUCCUUUAGCUCUAGUGGGGACUACGGUUUGCCAUCGUCUGCCGUAGCCAGCAGCCUUUCCCAGUCGCCUCUCCCUGUGCCAUCGCCCUACCCCUCUGCCAGCGGGAAGAACCCUGUCAUGAUCCUCAACGAGCUGCGACCGGGACUGAAGUACGAGUUUCUCUCAGAGAGCGGGGAGAGCCACGCAAAAAACUUUGUCAUGGCUGUGGCAGUGGAUGGUCAGACUUUUGAAGGCUCGGGAAGGAAUAAAAAGCUGGCAAAAGCUCGGGCCGCUCAGUCAGCCCUAGCAUCCUUGUUUAACAUGCAGCUGGACCAGACCCCGUCUCGACAGCCCAUUCCCAGCGAGGGGCUCCAGUUACACUUGCCACAGGUUUUAGCUGAUGCUGUUGCACGCUUGGUUGUAGAUAAAUUCAGUGAUUUGACAGAAAAUUUCACAUCUCCACACGCACGUAGAAAAGUCCUUGCUGGAAUUGUCAUGACAACAGGUACAGAUGUGAAAGAUGCCCUGGUAAUAAGUGUUUCCACAGGAACAAAAUGCAUCAAUGGUGAAUACAUGAGUGAUCGUGGUCUUGCAUUAAAUGAUUGCCAUGCAGAAAUUAUAUCUCGCCGGUGCCUGCUUAAAUUUCUGUAUACACAACUUGAGCUUUAUCUAAGCAAUAAAGAAGAUCAACAAAAAUCCAUUUUUAUCAAAUCGGAACGAGGCGGGUUUAAGCUGAAGGAGAAUGUGCAGUUUCAUCUCUAUAUCAGCACAUCUCCUUGUGGGGACGCUAGGAUUUUCUCACCACACGAAGCAGCACAAGAGGAUCAGGGGGACAGGCAUCCAAACCGCAAAGCAAGAGGACAGCUACGGACAAAAAUAGAAUCUGGGGAAGGGACCAUCCCCGUACGCUCUACUACCACUAUCCAGACGUGGGAUGGCGUAUUGCAAGGAGAAAGGCUACUUACCAUGUCCUGCAGUGACAAGAUAGCAAGGUGGAACGUAUUGGGUAUUCAAGGAGCCUUACUUAGCCUCUUUGUGGAGCCAAUUUACUUCUCUAGCAUCAUCUUGGGGAGUUUAUAUCAUGGGGAUCAUCUAUCCAGAGCCGUAUACCAGAGGAUAGCAGAGAUAGAAGAUCUACCACCUCUUUAUACACUCAACAGACCUUUACUUAGUGGUAUUAGCAAUGCAGAAGCCCGUCAACCAGGGAAAGCACCGAACUUCAGUGUGAACUGGACAGUAGGAGACACUGGUCUAGAAGUUAUUAAUGCUACAACUGGCAAAGAUGAAAUGGGUCGUGCAUCUCGCCUUUGUAAGCAUGCUUUUUACAGCCGCUGGAUGCGUAUUCAUGCAAAGCUUUCCUCCAGCUUGCGCUCAAAGAUCCUCAAGCCUAACCUGUACCACGAAACCAAGCAAGGAGCCACUGAGUAUCAAACUGCCAAAGAGUGUUUGUUUAAAGCAUUCCUGAAGGCAGGACUUGGAGCCUGGGUGGAGAAACCCAUAGAACAGGAUCAGUUUUCUCUCACGGUCUAAUUCACAGACUGCACAUCACUUUGGAAAGGGAGUUGUUCUGGAAAUUCCUGGUGUCCAGCACUGCUUUCUGGCAUCUCCACAGUGGUCAAAACAUCUUUUUACUGUUUGGAGUUGGGUUUUUUUCCCUUUGGUUUUUUUUUUUUUUUUUGAAACUUCAUAGUAACUGUUUCUGUUUUGCCUAAGUAUUGAAACUCAAUGAUCUGACACAUAAUUGUAUAUUUUGUUAUGGGAAAGUAAUUUCUGGUGUAUUUCUAGAAAUACUUUUACUGUAGAAAACUAGCAGUAAGGCUGUCCUUACACUAUACAAUGACUCAUUUUUUCUGGGUUAAAAUAAUUUCUUUUUUUAAUUCAGUGUCAUCAAGUGCGUGAAGAAAUGAAAGUUUCUCUAGGUUUUACACCACACUUUUAGGAAGUAGCUUAAUUUUUUUAAAAGAAAAUAGGCGACAAAGCUGAUUCUACUCCUCUGUUAACUUGUUUUUGAACUGCAGAUAUUUCUAUCAUAUAGAUCACAGAGCCAGAGUGGAGUCUGGACAGCUAGUUUUUCCCCACUUCCUUGCUCUUUAAAACCAGCUGCUGAAAAUUUCAUGUCUUUGAUGUAUGUAUUUAUUAGUCUGUGACCCAGUUUUUAACAUGCAGCUUUUUAUUCUGUUUUUAAAAAUACAUUUACCUCCCAUUUACACACAUUGUGAAGUCUUCAUUUUUUUUUACCAUUGUAAACUGGAAACAGCAAAAUAAUUAUUUGUAAGUUAAGAAGUUUAGUCUAUAACAUGCAGAAACCUGUUUAGAAGUAGGUGAUUUGUAUAUCCCAGGAACUCAUCAGAAUACAAUCGUAACUGUAACAGUAAUAUGACAACUUUAAAUUGCUCAUUUUAAGGGCACUAAGCCUGAAUUGCCAAAACCAGUCACUUGCUGGGUAUUAAUUGCUCUCCUGUCAGAAAUGAAAAGCUCUUGUACGGACAAAAAGUUGUUACAACUUCUUUCCUGUGAGCUCUAUCUGCUUUCACCCAAAUUGUUGUGUCUCUGAGAUUUCAUUGCGGUUUAGCUUUACGUGUGUGAUGGUCUUCAUGAAACUAACUAGGUAAGUUGCUCUCAAACAUGCUUUCAUUUGCUGUGAUGAUUACUUAGAAAGGUGUUUUUCCUGAAGGUGUUGACACUUCUGCUUUAUGUAAAAAUAUAAGAUAGAAGGGGGAAAUGUUGUGAGAUCAGUUUAAUUAACUGGUGUGUAGAAGGCAUUUUUAAAAACACUUUUUAGUACGUGACAUUUAGGAGCAGAUGAGCCAGUGUCCGGUGUCGCUUCUCUGCUCACAUGGCGUGCGUCCAAACACGUCCCUUGGCUCAUGCCCAUCCAGGUAUCACCUGUGCUUUCCGAAGAGCAUCUCCGAGAUCUUCCAUGUUCCCUUUGCGAGUAUGAAGGUGAUGCUUCAUGACACGAGAGUUUGCCUGACAAAACCAAGUUGGUGCACCCACUGCUCCAGCUGCUGGUUCCCGUCCCUCCGCUCCACCGCCCCUUGCCUAUGCUCACAGGACAGCAGAUCAGCGGGCUGGUCCGUGCUUUGAAGUCAAACCAAGGGUUACUUUUUUAGACCCACAUUGGGUCAGAGAUCCCGUUUAGAGUUGUGCCAUCGCACCCGCGGAGGCUGUGGAGUGGAGCGUGGGUUCCUUCAGCCAGCUUCACGGCCAAAGCCUGUGUAUCACAAAGCUGUGACUGGAGCGAACUGUACCUCAGCCCCAGCAUCUCCAGGGGGUUAGAAAACACUUGGGGGGUGCUGGAGACUUUGAUGUCAAACCACUUCUGGCCAAUCGCCAAUGCCAAGGAGAUGUGCUGCUGUGUUACUGCUCAAGUAGGAACAUGUUUUCAACUUCAAAAAAUGAUCAAGCUCACAAAUUACUUGUGCAUUAGUUGAAACCUCUGGGUUAGUGUCUCAGAAGUAACGCAUUGAGGUGCAAACAAUGCGGUUUUGGUGGUAUUGUGGGUAAUAGCGAGCACUGCUCUGGGAAGGCGAGCAAGUUUGUGGCCUGGUGAUCCCCUUGGAAAAGUCUGAUGCUUCCAGAGGUUACUGCCUUUUCCAGAUGCCGGAGGAACAAAUGUUGCAAGCUGCAAUAGACAGGCGGUGUUAUUCAGCUUUGUUGGUGACUUAAGCUAUCCUGUCGGCUUCUCAUUGAACCCAAAAGUGCUGCCAUGGCCUCUGCAAGCCCGACAAGGCUUUAGCGGUUGUCAUCUGACUGAGGCUUAGGCUGACCUAUUCGAAAACUAAAAGGCAUUUAAUUGUGUGUGGUCAGAUUUUACAAGCGCUCAGGCAUCUUGCCUUUGAGAUCAACCUUGUCUCGCUCGUGUUGCAGAAAUUCUGUUUGUGGCUGUAGCUGAGGACGUGCAUAUGUUUCUGCAGGAUCGAGGGAAAGCUGGUUGUACCGUGCGCGUUUCCUUGAGAUCAUUACUGCUGUUAGAGGAAAUACACUCUUUUAAGGGGCUCAGUCUAUUGAUUAAUGGAGUCUGUUGAUAAUUUCCAGCAAAUUAUUUUUACCCAUCUUUCUGAAGUGCUCAUUCAAAAGUUGGUGUCUCUCUGGGUUUUUUUGAUGACUAGGAAAGUAUUAGCUCAAACUAUUUUUUUUAUGAAGUCACAAAUAUGAGCAAUAUAUUUAAGUAUUAUUAUUAUAGACAUAGUUUUUUAAGCCGUUUGAAUGAACGAUAAAAAUUAAACUGUAAAGAAAAUACGUUCCAUGCCAAAACCUUUUGAUGAAGGAAUGGUGUCAGGUCAUUUAUGAGGAAUGAGUUCUCUUGUUUAUAAUUCCAGGAUUUCAAAAAAGGAAGAAGUUUUCCAGGGUUGUAUGCAAUCCAUAUCUGUCUUCCGGGAGUCAAUAAAACACCGCUUGGCUUCCUUCGCCUGCUUGUUACUUUUUGUGCAGUUCAAUGUGCACAAGUUGGGAAGGGAGUUGGGAGGCAGAGUUGCGAUUGCUGCCGCUCCCGUACUCCUCACAAAUCACCCUCACCGAGCACGAACGGAUAGCGAUGUAUAUAAUUUUAAGCAACUGCGAAAGAUAAGACAACUCAGGUUCUGGCAGCUGCCCAGUGUUGUGACCGACCUUUCUGUCGGGAGCUGCGCGUCUGCCCGGCGGGUUGGGGGGCUGGAAAGCCUGGGCUGGGGGGGUGGAAGCUGGCCUGCACAGGGACUUGCAAUGCUGCUCUGGGAGCUGCUUGGCUUCUUUUAAUUAUUAUUAUUAUUUUGUCCUUAUUUUUGAUUGACUAUGAGUGUUUGUCUCAGGAUCUUCAAAGGACUUAAAGAGUAACAACUUUAAUGUUGAUGAAUACUUGAAAUCUAAUUUAAGGUGUUUUUCUCCAGAUGACAGUCUAGCUAUAAUAAAGUUUGUAGGUUAGUAAAAUAGAUAAUUUUAAAUAUAGAUGUUUGAAAUAUAUAUGUUCUGCAGGAUCGUUUUAAGAAAAUUUGGGCCUAAAAGCUAACACUUGAAAUAUCGAUUAUGGCUGUACUCAGGACCUGGUAAUAACUAUAGAUUAUUUCUUACCACUUGUAUGUGAAGUGUAUCGUGUGUAGGAGCUCAUUAGCGACCGUUCUCCCCCAACGGCGUAGAUGUCUGCAUAGCUGUGGUGGCCCCCGCUUGCCCUCGUGUAGCUGGUGAUGGUAAUUGUGACUCUGCGUGCUUAGGGGUGUACAGCAGCGGGGUUCCCGUACAGCUGGCAAUUGCGAUCUCGUCUUAGAGAAAUCUUUUUGUGACCGGUUACUGCAUAGGAAACUCAGGAGUAGAAGACUUUCGUGUGUUAUUACUCUGUACAUCCUCUAAAUCUAGAAUAACUUGCAGCUGAAAGUCUAAGGAUCUUGGAGUGGGUGUUGCAUUUCAUCAGUCCGGGUCUGUGCUAUCUCAGAGUGCCGGCUGCCCAAGGGGCAAAACCACGUCUCAUCCUGCUCUCUCAGUGAGAAAGCGCAUGAGACAAAGCUGUGGGCUCGGAGCGCUGGGUAGCACGAAGCAGUGUGUGUCUCGCGGAAGACGAGUGCCGCCUUUUGAAACCAAGCUGUCUUUUUAAAAAUAACCACCCAGGAACUGAGAAUCAAUUCUAAGAAUUGCUUAGUCGUGGUCACCACAUAAUUGAUAUAUAUAUUUUUUUUCUUUUUUCUUAAAUAUCAGUGGUUUUCUAAAUAGCUAAGAUUAUUCUUGCCAUUCCUUCAAUUAAGCUUUAAUGCUUGGAAGGCUCGUGCUUGUAGAGAAGCUGCACUUGGAAUUCUUUGCAUUUUUAUCAUCAUAAACUGUCCACUGUGAAAAUUAUCCCAAAGUUUACCAAAAAGGAAGAAGAGCUGCAGUUCAGGUAUACAGUCAGAACAAAAAUGUCUAAUGUUAUUUAAAACCUAAACCCCCACAGAAAUAAAACGUAUAAAAUACAAUUAUCCUGUCUCAGAACUGCCGUGUGGUUUCUAUCUUUGGGGUGUUUUUCUAAUACUAAGUGAUUUCCAUUGAGUUUAAAAGAUCACGUCUUUGUUCAGCGCGCUCCUGUUGGGAGAGGAGUUGAUGUUUAACCCAGGGUUACCUGGAGGUGACGGAGGCACAGUAGUGAAAAGGGACAUGUUGUGGCUUGUGGAAGGGAUGCUGAGCACAGUGCCACGGGGCAGGGCCCCGCUGCACCCCAGCACGGUGGCCGGGGCUUGGUCCCUGUCCCGCCAGGGGCUCGGGCCGGUGCUGAUGCUGAGGCAGCAUCUGGCUGCAGCAGGAGGAGGAAGGGAGAGAAAUUGAAAUUGCCGGUUUCUUUGGUUCCUAAAGCAGAAAUGAUGGUGUGGGAUGGGAUUCCUGCUCCCUCCCGCUGAAGAGGCCCUUGGGCAGGAGACGGGGAGUACGGGCCAAACGAACUGGCCGCUCGGCAGCAGCGGCUCCUCCCAGCCACGGCCUUUCCCAGAGAUGUGGCAGCACAGGCGGCCCCAGCUGUGUGGAAAUCUGUUAGCGUGCAUUGAGCUCGCCGCCCAUCCCUGAUGGAAACAACUGCUCUGGAGUAUCCGCAGCGAUUUUGGGUCAACCCCCCAGGGAAUAAGGUUGCGUGGGUCGCUGUGGUGGGCGGGUUGGGUACUUAGAGCUGCAGGAUGUGUGGUGCUUCAUCACUAGGCAGGUAUUUGCCCCUAAAACACACCCAGGUAGAUAAAACUAAGGCCUGCUUUUCCCUAAGUAUGUCUGCUAGCAGCAUGCGCCUAAGCUGUGAUGGUGCUUCUGAUCAAAAGUUCUCCUGUCGUUGUUUCUGUGGAGCGGGUCGUGGUAGGAGUGAUGCAGACUGACAGGGGCCGUAAAAAACGAGCUGCAGCUGAAAUGCUGAACCUGUCGGCGCUGGUGCAGAGCAGACAGGACCUGAGCUUUCUCCUUGGAUCACGUCAACAUGUGGUGUCUUUCAGAACCUUUGCAGCCAAAGGUCUGUCCCCUUGCCUGUCCACAAACGGACAGUUAAUAGUGCCAACAGCAUCUGCGUGUGCAGGAAUGAGUUUCAUGGGUAGCUGUGUUUGGUUUUCUUCAGUCAUUCCAGAGAGGAGAAAUUAAGAGCCGUGUUUGCUGUCAGGCGUAACAAUUUAAAGAAUUUCUGUUCUCUGAAGGGAAGGAUCCCCAGUCAAGGUCACUGCAGUAUUUUUUGCAUUUUUAAUACCUUCACCGUUACCAUACCGAUAUCAUUUUUGUUGUAGGUCGGCUGAGACGUCUUUAACAAAUUUUAGAUCAAACGUGUGUGUGAAUAUAUAUUUAUACAUACAUAUAUAUAUUGCUGUAUAUUAUUUGCAUUAAGCAGUUACUCUUCCCCAAUCUUCCUGUGUGAUGGUGUGAAUACAUUAGCUUUACCUACCUGGUGUAAGGAUAUUAAAGAACACUCUCAGAUACUGUCCUCAACAGUUACUUUCUCCAUUCAUAACCCCAAUUUUGAAGAUGAGACCUCAUUUUACCUCUGGUUUGUGUCUUUCCUUACAGCACACUUGUUCCCAUCCCAGUGUCACUGCUGAAGCACAACCCAUCGGUCGAUUAUUCUAAGCAAUGACUGUUUUGCAUACUACCUUGCUUUGUUUAAUUAAUGUUUGUACAGAGAUUUGAAAAUAUAAAGAGCUAUAUCAUU
Falco peregrinus (peregrine falcon) is the source of this 8586-nucleotide messenger RNA. It is a transcript of the gene ADARB1, whose product is annotated as adenosine deaminase RNA specific B1. Gene Ontology annotation, biological process: RNA processing; adenosine to inosine editing. Bases 258 to 2504 code for a protein of 748 amino acids. The record is from RefSeq and is a predicted model, not a curated record. Lineage: Eukaryota; Metazoa; Chordata; Aves; Falconiformes; Falconidae. Gene Ontology annotation, molecular function: double-stranded RNA binding; tRNA-specific adenosine deaminase activity; double-stranded RNA adenosine deaminase activity. Gene Ontology annotation, cellular component: nucleolus; cytoplasm. The transcript is spliced from 10 exons.